AUCCAUUGCAGCAUGAAAUGCAUUAUACUAUCAAUUCAUUGGUCACAAUCCAUUGUAGCACGAAAUACAUUAUACUAUCAAUUUAUUGGUCACAAUACAUUAUGUCAUUAAAUUAUAUCCCAUUAGUAUUGCUCAUUGGUUUUGAAGACAGUGAAGAACAAUUAUCAUGUUGCAGGACGAAUGCCACACAGGCACAAGUCAUCACCAAGGAAGAGGCCAGGAGAAGAUGAUAUUAUAGAUCUGUGUUUCUUCGACAAAGCCACCAGUGUAUCGUUUCUGGCAAAGUCCGAGACGGCGGCUUCGACAUUGUGGAGCAGCAAAGCCAUGAUUGAGAGUGUAGAAGAAGUGUGUAGGGACAUCGCGUGGGGAGAAAAGAGAGAGGUUGGGAGAAUAGGGUUGGUGAUGCAAGAUCAUAUUUGCAGGGACUUGAUUGAAGACAUUGUUACAGAGCUGAGAUGUUGUUGCAUCUAUUCACUUCCCUUUGAGGCAUGUAAGAGAAGAUUGUUGUUCUAGUAUGUCCGUGGAUAAAUUAUUUAUUUGGCUCCUUAACUAUACUACAAUUUCCAGUUUAACACUCAAACUAUAUCUUUUAAUCAAG
This is a messenger RNA of Ilex paraguariensis (yerba mate), 598 nucleotides long. The record is from the annotation of a GenBank genome assembly. NCBI's taxonomy places the organism in Eukaryota, Viridiplantae, Streptophyta, Magnoliopsida, Aquifoliales, Aquifoliaceae.